AUGUAUUCUGACGAAGAAGAUGACCCCAUGUUGAAAGCAGCGAUCGAGGCUUCCCUCAGAGAUGAUAGCAACACAGCUCCCCUCAGUGAAGAUCAUGGUAACGUUGCUCCCCUCAGUGAGGAUCAUGGUAACGUUGGCCUAUCUUCGCCUGAACCGCCAUCAAAGGAUGUGGUUGACUUGACCUACGAUUCUGAUGAUCAGUCGGCCGUGCAGGAAGUCUUUCAAAAGUCUAAUUCUAUGGUGGGGCCCGACACUGAUGACGAAGCUGAGCAAGACAUGCACGUUGAUGACGAAGAUCAAGGCAUGCAAGACGAUGAGGAAGACCUACGGCGAGCAAUCGCCAUGUCACUGCAAGACUCCCAAGAUGCCGACUUUCCAUCAACCGGAGGCGAGUCAGCUGGGCCCACUCUGAGCAAGUCCCAUUCUCCCCCUCGAGGUCUCCUUGGUCUGGAUCGAAAGCAAAUGGAGCAAGAGCGUCUUGCCCGAAUGAAGAAACGCAAGCCCGAAGAUUCUGUUUCUCCUCCAGGACAGCCCCGAACCAAACUCCACAAGGCUGGGUCUGAAUCAACUAAGACUCUCUCUGCCCAUGAUUCCAGUACCACUUCUCACGAAUUUUCAUUGCAUAGCUCGCCAUCCACUGUUAGGCCCACUGCGCGACCAGCUAUUCAGUGGCCACUUGGGGCCGUCAGAAAGACGCACGUUGCCAAUACAGAUCGUGGUCCAGAUGAGAUUACCAUCGAGGAGGUUGUUCAACGAAGUGACCUGCAACUUGGCGUCUUCAGCUCUUUUCUUUGGGACAUGGAAUGGUUCUUUACGAAGUGUGACACGUGGCGAACGAGAUUCCUCCUCAUCAUGCAUGCCAAAGAACAAGAAUUACGUGAUACGAUGAUAGCUGAUACCAAAGAUAUGAAAAACAUCCGACUGUGUUUUCCACCCAUGAAUGGUCAGAUCACCACUAUGCAUUCGAAGCUGAUGCUGUUGUUUCAUACGAAUUACAUGCGCAUUGCUAUCCCAACAGCUAAUCUUACAAGGACCGACUGGGGAGAGGAUCGCUUGAUGGAGAAUACCGUCUUUCUUAUCGACCUACCGAAGAAGGAAAGCAAUGGCAUUGAAUACCCAAAGACGUUUUUUAAUGAAGAGUUGCUCUACUUCUUGAAAGCUAGUACAGUGCACGAGAGUGUGAUUGCGAAGUUGGAUGACUAUGAUUUCACUGAGACGGCACGUUACGCCUUUGUGCACACAAUUGGCGGCAGCAGCGGACCCGGCCCUGACGACUUGUGGAGACGAACCGGAUACUGUGGCUUGGGCCGGGCUGUGAAGCACCUGGGCUUGGGAUCUCUCUCACCCAUUAAUGUUGACUAUGUGGCCUCCUCCAUCGGAUCACUCAACAACGAGUUUAUCCGUACUAUCUAUCUCGCUUGCAAAGGAGAUGAUGGGCUCGCUGACUAUACGAUGCGCUACGCGAAGUCUGGAAUUGGACAUACCGACCCCGAACAACAGACUAUGAUACAAACUAGUAAAGAAUGGCAAGGCCGCUUCCAUGUCUACUUUCCUUCAGAUGAUACUGUCCACUGCGCCCAUGACAUCCCUGAAAAUACCGCAGGCACCGUCUGCUUCCAAUCUAGAUGGUGGCAGGGCGGCAAGUUCCCAAGGGAGAUAAUGAGAGACUGCAUUAGCAAAAAGCCUGUUUUGAUGCACAAUAAGCUUAUCUACGUCUGGCCUGCCAAGCCGAUCCUGCUCCCAAAUAACCGCGAAUGCAAGGGAUGGGCUUACAUCGGUAGUGCCAACAUCUCUGAAAGUGCCUGGGGUCGCCUUGUCAAAGACCGCCAGACCAACCGACCGAAACUGAACUGCCGGAAUUGGGAAUGUGGAGUGUUGGUUCCCGUUACGACAAAGGCUCCUCAAAGUCUCCAGGAUGCCGAACUGCGCGACUCGAGACCUCAACCCCGAGACCUCCCUGCUGAGAUUUUCGAGAACACAAUCCCCGUUCCGAUGAUUAUUCCUGCGCCUUCACUGGAUGACCAGCUUAAGCCCUGGUUUUUCAUGGGAGAGGAUUAG
Messenger RNA from Penicillium odoratum, 2058 nucleotides. RefSeq lists its product as uncharacterized. Lineage: Eukaryota; Fungi; Ascomycota; Eurotiomycetes; Eurotiales; Aspergillaceae. The transcript is spliced from 8 exons. Gene Ontology annotation, biological process: double-strand break repair; single strand break repair. Gene Ontology annotation, molecular function: single-stranded DNA binding; double-stranded DNA binding; 3'-tyrosyl-DNA phosphodiesterase activity. The coding region runs from base 1 to 2058 and encodes 685 amino acids. The record is from RefSeq and is a predicted model, not a curated record. Gene Ontology annotation, cellular component: nucleus.